AUGAGGUGCGUCAUUGCUCGCGUGGCCGUCCUCCCUGUCUUCAUCGCAUGCCUCAUCAUCUUGAAGACCAAACUCGAACAUUUACAUGUUGUGAGCCCAGCUUGCACGAGACCUCAACACGGACAAUCAAAGACGAUAGACAAGACAAAGCGCGUGCAGGGAACGAAUGCGUGUCGAACGCCGUUUUCACAUCCAUCCUUGCCAGAACGUGCUUGGGUCGCCCUCACUUCAUCGCCAGCACAUCCAUCAUCUUCUCAGAGAGGUCGCCGGAGUUGCAAUGCUGAGCUAAUCGCAGACGAUUCUUCGAGCACCUGUUUGGAAAAAAAAUAUAGCUUUGCUAUCGAAUUGAAGAAGCCACACAACCGCGUCCUGUGA
Macroventuria anomochaeta is the source of this 375-nucleotide messenger RNA. RefSeq lists its product as uncharacterized. The record is from RefSeq and is a predicted model, not a curated record. The coding region runs from base 1 to 375 and encodes 124 amino acids. Lineage: Eukaryota; Fungi; Ascomycota; Dothideomycetes; Pleosporales; Didymellaceae. The transcript has a single exon.